UAAAUUCUUAUGUUUCGUUCAGAUAACUCAAAACAAUAUGAGUGUAUAAGCUUACAGUAAUCUGCAGAAAACUUAAGUGAAACGGCCUUUCGAAGACGUAGAAUCAUGACCACACUACUGCCCAAACCGAUAGAUCCAGAAGAAGUGGCCAAACGCAAUGAUACUGAGAAACCGAAUGGACUUUUCUUUCCUGGUUCUGACUUGGAUGAAGUGGCGAAACAUUUUAUAGGAAAUACUCAUCGCUACCGCGAAAAUAUUAUUAUACCAAAGUUGUACGGAGCCGUUCAGAUAAAAACCAAUGAAGAAAAACUCGUAGAAGCUGCUUUCGAAAGCUGCGCCUUUAAGUCACUCAUGAGCUGCGUAUUGGGAUACGGUCUGGGUGCAGCUAUUGGUUUGUUCAGUUCCUCAGUCAACCCCAACAUUGCUGACCCACUGGCUGGUGAGAAGCAACAAACGGCGCGGGAAAUUUUUCGUGAGAUGCGUCAAGCAACGCAUUCGUACGGAAAAAACUUUGCAGUGAUUGGCGCAGUGUUCGCAGCCGUAGAGUGUGUCAUCGAAUCGAAACGCGGUGUCUCUGAUUGGAAGAAUGGUACCUAUGCAGGUGCUGUGACAGGAGGUUUAAUUGGCCUGAGAGCUGGCGUCAAAGCAGGAAUUGUCGGUGCUGCUGGAUUUGCAGCAUUCUCGACCGUAAUAGAUUACUACAUGAGACACAGAUAAACACUCGGUGCAAGGGUGAAUUGGGAAGUUUUAGUUUUACUAGCAUGCAGCAUUAUCGUGUAACUUGCCUGCAAAAUAAAAUGUA
Molecule: messenger RNA, 802 nt
Organism: Anopheles nili
Lineage: Eukaryota; Metazoa; Arthropoda; Insecta; Diptera; Culicidae
Product: mitochondrial import inner membrane translocase subunit Tim22
Exons: 5
Coding region: 106-717 (203 amino acids)
Biological process (GO): protein insertion into mitochondrial inner membrane
Cellular component (GO): TIM22 mitochondrial import inner membrane insertion complex
Molecular function (GO): transmembrane protein transporter activity
Source: RefSeq, a predicted model, not a curated record